Molecule: messenger RNA, 1747 nt
Organism: Psammomys obesus (fat sand rat)
Lineage: Eukaryota; Metazoa; Chordata; Mammalia; Rodentia; Muridae
Gene: Rassf9
Product: Ras association domain family member 9
Exons: 2
Coding region: 140-1447 (435 amino acids)
Biological process (GO): signal transduction
Source: RefSeq, a predicted model, not a curated record
CCAGGAACAUCUGAGGAGGGGAAAAGGAAGCCUCCAGCUUUCCUCUUUUCACCAGAGAGACCUAGACACCCCUCCCUCUCCGGGCCCAGAUCAUUUUGUGAUAAGGACUGUGUUAAUUCCUUGCCUUGCUGGACUGACCAUGGCUCCCUUUGGAAGAAAUUUGCUGAAGACACGACAUAAAAACAGAUCUCCAACUAAGGACAUGGAUUCUGAAGAGAAGGAAAUUGUGGUUUGGGUUUGCCAGGAUGAGAAGAUUGUCUGUGGAUUAACUAAACGCACCACUUCCACCGAUGUCAUCCAGGCUUUGCUGGAGGAGCAUGAGGCUACAUUUGGAGAGAAGCGAUUUCUUUUGGGCAAGGCCAGCGACUACUGCAUCGUUGAAAAGUGGAGGGGCUCAGAGCGGGCCCUUCCUCCGCUAACGAGGAUUCUGAAGCUGUGGAAGGCCUGGGGAGAUGAGCAGCCCAAUAUGCAGUUUGUUUUGGUUAAAACAGAUGCCUUUCUCCCGGUUCCUCUGUGGCGGACAGCUGAAACCAAACCAGUGCAAAAUAGUGAAAAGCCUUGGGAGCUCAGCCCAGCAAAUUACAUGAAAACUUUACCACCGGAUAAGCAAAAACGAAUAGUCAAGAAAACCUUCCGGAAACUGGCUAAAAUUAAGCAGGACACAGUUUCUCAUGAUCGAGACAAUAUGGAGAGUUUAGUUCAUCUGAUUAUUUCUCAGGACCACACUAUUCACCAGCAAGUGAAACGAAUGAAAGAGUUAGAUAUGGAAAUCGAAAAAUGUGAAGCUAAGAUCCACUUGGACCGGCUCGGGAAUGAUGGGGACAAUUACGUUCAGGAGGCAUACUUAAUGCCCAGGUUCAGUGAAAAUGAGCAAAAGCUGGACUUUCAGUCUGAGGACAACGAGACUCUAGAGGACCUGAACGACAGUGAGGGGGUGGCACACCUAGAGGAACGGCUACAGUACUACAGAGUCCUCAUUGAUAAGCUGUCUGCUGAGAUUGAGAGAGAGGUGAAGAGCAUGGGCAUUGACGGAAUUGAAGACCCAGAGGGGGCAACAGCGUGUGAGUUGGAAAACUCCGAUUUAGAAAGCAUAAAGUGCGAUUUGGAGAAAAGUAUGAAAGCUGGUUUGAAAAUCCACUCUCACUUGAGUGGCAUCCAGAAAGAGAUUAAAUACAGUGACUCAUUGCUUCAGAUGAAAGAAAGGGAAUACCAACUCCUAGCGAAGGAGUUCAGUUCCCUUCACGUUAGCCACAAAGAUGGAUGCCAGUUAAAAGAAAACGGAGGACAGGAAAGUGAGGCUCCCAGCAGCAAUGGGGAGAUCCCUCCAUUAACUCAAAGGGUGUCCAACACAUACCCAAAUGACACAGAUUCAGACACUGGCAUCAGUUCCAACCACAGUCAGGACUCUGAAACGACUAUGGGCGAUGUACUGCUCUUGUCAACUUAACUCACGCGGAUUCCUUCUAAGCAUCAAUGAUGUUUGGUGUGAUUUCACAAGGAACUCUCCUCCAUUUAUAACUCUGUGAAAGUGUAAACAGUGCUAAAGUAUUGGGUAGUUAAUAAAAGCUAGUGGACAUCUCUAACACCAUUACUUGUUUUCAUAUAGUAUUUCCAGUUUGGCUUUAUUAUAGGUUCAAGCAAAAAAUCUGUGUAUUAGGAAUGUAUUAAGUAUUAGCUUAUGGUUUCGCAGCACCCAAACCUUCUAAUGGGAAUUGAUUGAUAAUUCUUCCACAGCUUUAACGAGACA